AUGACCCAAGACGCCGACGCGCAGGUUCAAGCGCUGGCGCAACUCCACGAUCUCCAGCGACAUUACACUGCGCGUCAGUCUCUACGUACUGCCAAUAGUGCUGUCAACGUCGCGUCUGUGCGUGCCCAGCUCUCCAGUCUAAAGCUCAAAUCGGAUAUAAAACGGUCAUCCGCAUUUGUAAAAAAGUUGCGCGUGUUGUCCGAAUGUAACGCGGACUCGUUGUUGCGCGAGGCAGCCGAGCUGAACCUUACACGCUAUGUGAGUGAAUGUGUUGCAGCGUUAGCUGAUGCACCACUUAAACUUGUGGAUCUAGGAGCUGCUGUUAAAGUGGCAUCAUUGUUACAUCAACGUUACGAUGAAUUUGCACCUGGAAUCGUCCGUGCAUUAGUCAGCAGCUUUGAAGCCUCUUACACUUCAGAUGAUAGGAACAAGAUGCUUAAACGUCGUCUUACUCUUCGCUUAUUAAGCGAACUCUAUCUAGUUGGUGUCUUUGAUGAUGUCCAGGCUAUUGCACAGAUUAUCCAGAGAGUGGCACGCCGAGAACAGCCAGCGAUGAAGAAAAACAAAAGUACUAUGUCUUCAAGUAGUACUAUCUCAGGAACCUCUUCUUCUUCUUCGUCACAGCAAUUGGAAGUGCCAUUGCUCGUGAGCUUUGCCAAAUCAGUUGGUGUUGACUUUCUCGGUGUUCAGCCCAAGAAAUACAAAGAAAUGGAGAAAUUACUGGAAAAUAAUCAAGAGUUUGUCAAAUUUGUGAACAAUCAGACGUCAGUAGUACCCAAAACUGUACAGAUUGAGUGUCUCAAUUGCUAUCUUGAAGCAUACGAAAAGAUCUGCAAGUUUUACUUGGCACAACAUACAACGUUUCUGAAACUUGAUGCAAGGAAUGAAAAAGAAGAAGCCAAUCGGGGAGAAGUGACGGACGAACAUGUGCAAGAGCUUAAGAAUGCCAAGCUCUUGUUUGAGAAGUUGCAGACGAGCGUCAAUUCACUGGCGGAUGCGCUAGAUCGAGAAGUACCACCACUGCCAGAGGAGGAGAAGGAUGAUGGGUCUGGUAGUGGAAAUAUUCUCAUCUGGGAAGGUGGAGAUGGCGGAGGACGUGAAGUGAGUCGUGACGGACCAUUUGAUGAUGAAGCCACACGCUCAUUUUAUCAAGAUUUGCCGGAUCUAUUGGAUUUAGUGCCUGCGGUAGUGUUAGGACUCACCGAGGCCGAUGUUGCCGAAUUGAAGAAGAAGAAAGAGGCUUGUGCAGACGAAGAGGCAGAAACAGAACAUGAGUCGGAAGAAGAAAUCGAGGCCAAUGCAGAUGACGACGAGAAAGAAGGUGGGGAUGUUGAUGAUGCACUGGACAGUCAAGAGGCUGUUGCGCUUAAGGAUCCCGUAGUUAGUAAUGCAGACGAGGAGGAAAGCAAGGUGAGGGAAGGAACGGAUAAUGCGAGUACAAAUGUCACUACUGCUUCUUCGAGUGGAGCAACCAACAGCUAUCACCAUCAACUGGACGCAUUUUUCGCUUCCCUUGAAGAUUUGGUGAAUCGAGAUCGUUGCGAUAAGGCGGCGGUCGAAUUUUGCUACCGCAACUCAAAGGCAACAAGAAACCGACUCGUGAAGGCCCUGUAUGCUGUGCCGCGGACCCAUCUAGAGCUCUUGGCUCACUAUUCGCGCCUCGUAGCCACACUGCAGAGCGUACUAAAGGAAGAUAUUGGGGGAGAGCUUGUGAACAUGCUCGUGGGCGAAUUUCAUGGUCUGAUUAAACGGCGCAACCAGUUUCGUCUUGAAUCAAAGAUCAAAAACAUCCGUUUUUUGGCAGAACUGGUGAAAUUUCGGAUCUGCCCACCGAAUACAGGCUUUCGCUGUUUGCAAAAAUGCUUCCAGGAUUUCCAGGGGCAUAACGUUCACGUCGCCACUACCUUUCUCGAGAACUGUGGCCGAUUCUUGUACUGCUCAAAACACACGCAUGUGCGCACGGUGAACUGCCUAAAUGUCAUGAUGAGGCUCAAGGCAGCUAAGCAUUUGGAUCCACAGCUGGAGACUCUUGUGGAGAACGCGUACUACAUGUGUAGGCCUCCUGAGCGUGUGGAGCGUCAAGUGAAACAGUACGACCCAAUGUACUUGUUCCUAAUUAAGGUGCUGUAUGAAGAUCUUAACGGCUCAAACGUCAACAAGGUUGUGAAAACCCUUCGCCGGCUGCCAUGGCAAGACAACAACACCUGUGCAAUGGUCUUGAAAGCUUUGCUGAAGGUUACAAAAGGCAAGGUGAUGCAGAUGAAAUGGAUAUGCGAGGUGGUGAAGGGUCUCUCCCGAUAUCAUGAUGAAGUGUUGGUGCUGCUUGUGGACGACGUGUUGGAGCAUAUUCGGUACGGAUUGGAAAUAAACGAUUAUCGCGAUCACCAGCGUAGCCUGGGAUAUGUUAAGCUCUUAGGAGAGAUUUACAACUGUGGUCUUGUGAGCAUGAAUGUGGUAGUGGAAACCCUGUAUCUACUGAUCAAUCACUCGCACGAUUUGCUGACAUUGACACAGUACAGCAGCGACAAAAUCGCAUCAGCUCAGUUAUUGGAGAUGAAGAAGCGUUUUCUGCUUGUCCCUGACAUGCGGUACGACCCUCGUGUACCAAGCGAAGUUGACGGCCCGAGUGAAGUGUUUCGCGUCCGUCUGGUCAGCGCCUUAAUUGAGACCUGUAACGGCAGUGGAGCUUCAAGCGUGCCGAUUAACAAUGGUACUUUAAGCGAAAGAGGUAUCUCUCGACCUCGCCUCGGGCGUUUCAUGAUCUUCUUUCAACGAUAUCUGUUCUCCAAGACAGAUGUGCCGAUGGAAACCGAUUUUGUCGUGUUCGAUCUGUUCGACAUGCUAGCUAGCAGUCUGAAAGACCAUUUUAAAAGGUUUGAUACGUGGGAGGCGGUUGAUGAGGCCGUCCGAGAGAUUCUUUGCGGCGAUUUGGAAGAAGCUGAGCGUCGGCUGUCGAAGAAGAAUGCGGCAUUGCUGAUGGCCACCAAUGGCCUCGAGAGCGUAGCAGAGGAGGGACCAAUGUCACAGCCAGCAGAUGAUGACGAAGAGUUUUUCGAAGAUGAAGAGGACGAUUCGGACGACGACGACGACGAUGAUGAUGAACAUGAAGAUGACUAUCACGCUGAAUGUGAUGAUGGUGAUGAGGAUGAUGAAGACGAUGACGAUGACGAUGACGACGAGGAGGAGGAGGAGGAAGAAGACGAAGACGAAGACGAAGAGGAGCACUUUAUAAUCCACGACCGCAUUCAGAAAGGUGAGGACGAUGACGAGUUUGAGAAGGCGUUCAAGUCGAUGAUGCAUGGGACCUCUGACACACGCAAGGCCUCGGCGAGAGUAAACGUAGACAAGAUGGCUAUCCCCACCGUAGUGAAGAGCUCGGCUGCUUUUACGCCCGCAGGCUCUCGUGGAGUAAUGUCUCUUGACUCAAACGGGUCCUCCGAUGGAGUGGUGUUCCGCAUGCUCCGUCGCGGUAACAAAGGCAAAGUGGAGGCGCGCGCUUUAGUAGUGCCAGAAGAAUCGUCUUUGGCUCAGCAUAGCUACCGUCAGGAAAAUGCUGGAAAGAAGGAACAGACCGAAUUGAAGCGUCUUGUGCUGCAAAACAUGGAGCGUGAUGAUUUUAUGAGUGAUGGACCUUCCAGUGAGGGCAUUCCCAGUUUUGGUCCCGUUCCUCGCGCUAACGUGAACUACGGUAGUCAAGGAACAGGGCAGCAGGUCAGUGAUGCUCGCAUAGGAUUUGGAGGUGGCAGUGAGUGGAACAACGCAGAGUUUGGACUUCGUCGGGGCAAAGGAUAUCGUGGUGUGAAGUAG
This is a messenger RNA of Peronospora farinosa, 3807 nucleotides long. The record is from the annotation of a GenBank genome assembly. Lineage: Eukaryota; Oomycota; Peronosporomycetes; Peronosporales; Peronosporaceae.